UCAGCAGCAGGACAGGAGGAGCUAGGCAUCAGCAUCCCAGCUUUGCAGUCUCUCGCCAGCUGCAUUCUCGGAGGAAGCCAGCCAAGGACCAACUACAGCCAUGAGAUUUGCAGUGAUUUGCUUUUGCCUCAUUGGCAUUGCCUCCUCCUUCCCGGUGAAAGUGACUGAUUCUGGCAGCUCCGAGGAGAAUCUGCUUUCCAGCAAACAUACAGAUGCUGUAGCCACCUGGCUGGAGCCUGACCCAUCUCAGAAGCAAAAUCUCCUAGCCCCACAGAAUACCGUGUCCUCUGAAGAAACGGAUGACCUUAAACAAGAAACUCUCCCAAGCAACUCUAAUGAAAGCCAGGAUCACACGGAUGACGAUGACGACGAUGAUGACGGAGACCAUGCAGACAGCCAGGACUCUGUGGACUCUGACGAAUCCGAUGAUGAUGACCAGCCUGACGACUCUCACCAUUCGGAUGAGUCUGAUGAGUCCGUUACUGCCACCACACAAACAGAAAUUUUCACUCCUGUUGUCCCUACAGUAGAAAUCCCUGACGGCCGAGGCGAUAGUUUGGCUUAUGGGCUGCAGUCAAAGUCUAGGAAGAUCCACAUUCCCAGUGACCAGUUUUCUGAUGAAAUAGGUGAGGAUCUCACCUCACACUUAAAGAGCAAGGAGUUCGAUGAUGUCCUCAAGGUCAUCCCUGUUGUCCACCGUCUGAGUGUGCCCUCUGACCAGGACAGCACUGGCAAGACCAGCCAUGAAUCAAGUCAGCUGGAUGAACCAAGUGUGGAAACCCAAAGCCAUGAGCAAUCCCAGGAAGAUAAACUGAAGGCCAGUCAUGAGAGCACUGAGCUGUCUGAUGGGAUCGACAGCAAGGAAAGUUCCAGAGCCAGCCAGGCACAUGCGAGCCAUGAGUUUCACAGUCACGAAGACAAGCUAGUUCCAGGCUCAAAGAGCAAGGAAGAUGCUAACUCUCUGAAAUUUCACAUUUCUCAUGAAAUAGAGAGUUCAUCUUCUGAGGUCAAUUAAAAAAGAGGCAAGACCACAGUUCUUUACUUUGCUUUUAGUUAAGAAGGAAAACAGGAAAAAAUAUUAGUAAGGGCUAAGCAAGAAUAUUAACUGCUCAUUUCUCAGUUUAAUGGGUUUGUGUAUGUGGAGAAGAAAAUAGAUAAUAUUCGGGGUCUUUAGCUUAGUUUGUUGCUUCAUGAAAAAUCCUUGUAACCUAAAAGCUUCAUCACUUUGCCUCUGUUCUUUCUGUAGAGGAAAUGCAAAUGCCCAUUGCACCUUAAUGAUUGUUACUCUUUUAAUAAAAUGUAUGUAGACACAAGCAAAAUGCCUUUACAUGGUUAAAAGAGAACCUAUACCAGCCUAUGUCACCACAUCCUUUGUUUUUAUAAUUAGUGUAUAUUUUGUUGUGAUUAUUUUUGUUGGUGUGAAUAAAUCGUAUAUCUUGAAUGUA
This is a messenger RNA of Microtus ochrogaster (prairie vole), 1445 nucleotides long. It is a transcript of the gene Spp1, whose product is annotated as secreted phosphoprotein 1. Gene Ontology annotation, biological process: positive regulation of bone resorption; osteoblast differentiation; cell adhesion. NCBI's taxonomy places the organism in Eukaryota, Metazoa, Chordata, Mammalia, Rodentia, Cricetidae. The record is from RefSeq and is a predicted model, not a curated record. Gene Ontology annotation, molecular function: extracellular matrix binding.